Molecule: messenger RNA, 420 nt
Organism: Metarhizium acridum CQMa 102
Lineage: Eukaryota; Fungi; Ascomycota; Sordariomycetes; Hypocreales; Clavicipitaceae
Source: RefSeq, a predicted model, not a curated record
AUGCUACUCUGCGGACAGGCUCCGGAUUCGCCGACUCUCAGACAAAGAGUUGCCGAUGGAGCAGUGUACAUCAACCUCGCUAUUAUCGAGCAGCAGCUUGGUCGAGUCCCCGACAGCUCAGGAUACCAGUCGAAUAAAGCAGAUUCUGCGAGAAAGUCCAACCCGUUUUCAAUUCUCAGUCGUCAGAAGGUUCAGAUACCGGACGAGUCGAUCCAGAUCGAGUUGUCGACAUUUUUCAACGAAGGCGACGGACGCGAUCAUCGCGUGAUACAACCUCGCCGAAUGCUAAUGCGAGCACGUGCGGGAGUUGGAAAGACUACCUUGUGCAAACAGAUGGUUUAUGACUUUACCCAAAAAAACAAAGUUGCACCGCUCAUGGACGCAGUGGUUCGACCGCUUACUCUGGAUGCCUCUGCGUAA